UUCAGUCGUGUAAACUGAAUUCAGUCGUGUAAACUGAAUUCAGAAGGAAAGAUCGAGGAUAGAGGAAGAGGAAGCGAGCAGUGCUCCAGCUUGUGGACAUCAUCAUGGGGUCGACUGGUGUGCGCAUCCCGCUCGCGGUGUGCACGGACGACGCGCAGCAUGCCGUGUCUGCAACGUUUGCCACACGAGACAGACAACACGUGGUCACAGGCACAAGGACAGGCCAAGUGUGCUUCUGGUCUCUGAAGGAAGACAAGAUCACGCCGGUGACCCUGUCUCUCGUCAGCAAUGCAGAGGUCACGUGCAUCACAGAGUGCUGGCGCGACUACCACAAGGAUCUUCCCAGCAGAGCACGGGACACCGCUGUCCUUUGCGGGUUUGCAGACGGCGCAAUUGCCAUCAUGGAUCCCUGCGACGGGCGCCUUGUCCACUUCCACAAACACGUCGUGCCGGGCCGCAUCCGCUCCAUCGAGGUGUUUGGUCACGACCAUUUUGCUGCCAUUGCGGGCGACUUUGCAGACAUUGUCAUUGUGCAUCUGACAACCAUGAAGACGCACCACCUUCUUCGUGGAUACAUUUCCGCUGAUUGGCACGUGUCGCUUGACACUCUGACAUACAAGACACCGUCAGGGGAGGAAAGCACGGGGCUUGUUGCUGCGAGCGCGUCGGCGCACGUCAGCAUCUUCCCGCUCAACUGGCAGCAGAUGACGACCGACACCAAAGGCCUUCCACUCCACUCCGUCCGCUCGCAAUUUCCGAAAGUGUGCGGCGUGGCCUGGGCCCCGCGCUGCCAGCACAUCAUCGCUGUGGCCGGCAGAGCAAGCUGCGAGCUGCUGCAUGUAAAGACGCUGGCGUGUGUUGGGGUGUUCCCUUUUGAUUUUUCGUCACCAACGGGCUGCGCAUUUGCGUCAUUUGUGGACACGUCAUCGCUUCUCGCUUUCUCCCAUGCCGGUGAGAUCAAGUGCUUUGAUGUUGCGCAAUUUGUGGACGGCAAAAAUCCCAACGAGCCAUGCAAGGUCUGCCCACCGGAGAACCACCAGGACCAGAGGCCAAACAUUGAGCCCGUGGCGCUGGCACUGACGUCAACGCUGCAGCUGCAAAAUAUUGAGGAGGGUCCUGUGUGCUUUUCUGCGAAUCGCAUUCGAUCUGACUCUGACAUUCCGCUGAUCACGGCCGCGUCAGCAGGCGGUCAUGUCCAUGGCGUGACGAAAGUCGGCCCAAAUCUCAAGGCGAAACUGCAUGCAUCGUUCGCAAACGCAUGGACCCAGAAACAACUGGACCAGCUGCCGUUUCUCGAUGCAGACGACAAGAUUGCCACACUGCUCACGCUCAAGAAUGAGCAGAGCAGUCUGAACUCCGUGCAUGUGUUUGGGCUGAUGUCGGGCGAUUUGGUUGUGUGCGACACGGCGCAUCUGCUCUGGAGUCUGUUUGACCGUCCGUCCAAGUACGCGUCGCUGUUCAACGACGCCCCAGCCUUGCGCCUGCACGCCCACCAGGGCCGUGUGCGCUGUUUGUUCCACUGCCGCGGGUCCCUCUCCAAUAUCUUCGUGUCGUCUGGAGCGGACUUUGAUCUGCACAUAUGGGACCGGCGCACCAUGAAGCGCAUCCACACGUUCAACCAGCAGUGCGGCGAGGUGACGCGGGUUGGGCAUCUGCACAUGGACCUGAGCCCCGUGUGGCGCCAGUGCAUCUUCACCGCCGCCACAGACCACUCCAUCGCCAUCUACAACCUCCUGCACAUGACGUGUGUUCUGCGCUUCGCCGGCCACGCAUUUCCCGUGCAGUCCAUCUACUGGCUGCCACCGGAGGAGAGCAUGGUAGUGUCGUGCACAAACGGCGCGGCGUACAUCUGGCAGCUGGAGACGGGCCAUCUCGAGGGCACGGCCUCUGGGCAGAUUGCAAAGAACAUCACCGCAUCUGCUGUGCCGUUGGACGCAAAGGCGCCCGCAGCUGUUAGCGGCGGCGUCUCUGUCGUCACGGGUCGACUCGACAGCGCCGGCAACGUGGUGCUGUUUAUUCAAGUCAACCUGGAGGAGACCGUCUCACGCCUGCACAAGCUCAACGACACAUUCUACCUGAGUUUGUUGGAUGCGGCUGUGGAGCGGCGGGAUGACAGGCUGCCGGCUCGAACACCGCUGUCACCGUCGCACCUGAGCCCGCACCGCCUGACACGCAAGCACACAAUGCACGACAACGACGAAGAUGGUGAUGAUGACAAUGACGAUGAUGGCGUGAGCGCCAACACAAGCGCCGUUGCCGGUGGUGGCGAGGACGGGGAGGACGUGUUUGGUGGCCCCGUGCAUCGCAACACCAGCAUCCGCCCAACAACAGACUUUGACGACCCGGAACACGACGAGGACCAUGAGGAGGAGGAGGAGGAGCACCACAACAGCGGCAGCGGUGGUGAUGGUCGUCGCCAUCAUCACAAGAGCGCGACGCGGGCGGCGCUGGGCGGUGCGUCCACAUCGUCACAACACCGGCGCAGACAGCCGGUGGGACGGCGCAUGUCGCACACAACCACGCCCUCACGGCUCCUGUCAGCGCCAGCACCACACCACCACCACCACCACCACCACCACCAGCAGCAGCAGCAGCAGCAGCACGGAUCGCCCGCGGGGUCACUCACGUCGUCUCCGCAGUCGUCGUCAACACCAAAGCCGCGGCGCCAGCGCCAGACGUCGUUUGUGGAGGAUGCGGAGGACGAGGGCCUGAAUGCACGCACAGAGCUCGCCAUUCUCGACUUUGUGCUCUCGCUGCUGCUGCGCUGGGAGGACUCGACGUUUGAUCUGAGCAAAGUGCACCUCGUUGGUCCAUGCAAGCACGUGGCGUGCGGUGUCUCUGGGUCUCACGCCAAACCGACGUUCCUGCUGCCGAACCAGCCCAAGGAGCGGCGGUGGCAGCUCACGCCGUACUUUGUCACCAUGCACAGCUUUGCCGUCUACGUUCUCCUCAACGCCGUCUCGGAGAUUGAGUGCCAGGGGGAGAACCAGGCGCUGUGGCUGAGCAUUGUGCCGCACUUCCUCGAUGAUCUUCAUCGCGAUGUUGCGCACACGGCGCCGAGUGACAUCCGCUUGCUAGCACGGUUCUGGCAGCAUCGCUGCGAGGAGUUUGCCGAGGGAGCGCGUGCUCUCAUUCGCAGCGGCGUCUCCCGCCUGAGCGACACAGACCGCCGCGGACUGCUGCACCAGCUGGAGGCGGACACCCCGCAGACCCUGGACCACAUCUCAACUGCAGACGUUGAAACGCUGAUUCUGGAGACGAUUCUGAUGGAUCUUGACCUGGCGACAUUCAAGAACACCGAGCAGCUGGUGGCGCUGCUGGAGCGCAUCAUCAUGGCGCCAACCAUCAGCACUAGCGUCCGCGUGCUGGCGAUCACGGCGGUGACAGCUGGGUGUCAGACGAUGCACGUGUCGCAUGGCAAGCGCUUGCAGUCCAUGCUAGUCACCAUCAUUCGUCUGGCCAGCGGGCACGACACCACGCUGAGCGCAGCGUGCCUGCAUGCACUGAGUGUUGUCGUCACCAAGUCCCCUCGCGCGUUUAUCCAUGCGCUCACGUUCUUUGUGGAGCGGGACGACGCCAACUACUCCGAGGGCAUGCUCGCGUUGCUGCGGAAGUUGGUGCUGCGUCACCCGUCGUCGCUGCUGGAUCAGCUCGAGACAAUCGUGGACACUGUCAUGCGCACGCUUGAUCCAAACAAGACCGCCCGCACCAAAUGCGCAAAGCUCGCCAAGCGUGUGCUGUCUGACAUCUGCCGCACAUAUCCCAUGAUUGCGCGCGUGCCGUCAACGUCGUCCGCCACAGCACGCCUCGCUGUGGGCGCUCAGGAUGGCAAGCUCACCAUCUUCGACCUCAAGACUGCAACAGUGUGGAAGGUUGUGCAAGCGCAUUCAGCGCCCAUCUCGGCCACAGCCUUCGACCCCACGUGCAAAUACCUCAUCACCUUCUCUCUCGUGGAGAAGCACUGGCGCGUGUGGCAGUUGACCAAUACCUUGUUUGGAGUGUUGGGCGCCUCGUGCAAGAAGGUGAAGGAGGGCGACUUCUCUUCUGACAAGCUGAACAACAUUACACAGCGCGACGUGUUAGCGUUGCACAUGGAGUGGCGCGACCUGCAUCGCAUUCAAAUGCGCACAAAAGCAGGCAGGAUUUCCUUCCUCAUUGAUCAAAAGGCGUCGUAGACACACACACACACACACACACACACACACAC
Messenger RNA from Salpingoeca rosetta, 4207 nucleotides. RefSeq lists its product as uncharacterized. Gene Ontology annotation, molecular function: protein binding. The transcript is spliced from 31 exons. Gene Ontology annotation, cellular component: cytoplasm. The record is from RefSeq and is a predicted model, not a curated record. NCBI's taxonomy places the organism in Eukaryota, Choanoflagellata, Craspedida, Salpingoecidae. The coding region runs from base 105 to 4175 and encodes 1356 amino acids.